This is a messenger RNA of Aspergillus sclerotioniger CBS 115572, 684 nucleotides long. RefSeq lists its product as uncharacterized. Bases 1 to 684 code for a protein of 227 amino acids. NCBI's taxonomy places the organism in Eukaryota, Fungi, Ascomycota, Eurotiomycetes, Eurotiales, Aspergillaceae. The record is from RefSeq and is a predicted model, not a curated record. The transcript is spliced from 3 exons.
AUGGCAGCUGGAAUCGGUGCUCUGCUGUGGGCAGCCAUUGCCCAGACAGUCCGGCACAUUUUGCUGGAAGAGUGGGAGAGUUUAAUUGGAGGGCCGCAAGAGAAAUUCCAUGUGAUUGUGACGGUGAUCGACGUCGAGAGGCAAGCCGACUGGAGGUCUAGAAUGGUGGAUGGAUGUCUUCUGGACAGAAAUCAACGGAGGUCAGAGGACAAAAUAUCCAGCGGCUUUCCCUCCGAACGAAAGUUCUCGACACGCAGAAGGUCGAUGGGCUGGGCGCAUGGAAGCCAACCAUCGGCUCAGCUCACAGAACUAGAAGGACCAGGAAGAUGGAUGGACGGAGCCCAGCUCCGCCCCACCUCUGUUCCGGAGUUAGCUGAGCCAAGGGACCCCAAGUGGUGGCUGAGCUAUGGCCGGUUGGCAUCGGAGCUCGUGGAAGAUACCUACCACGCCUUCUGCUGGCCUCCUGCUGACCUCCCGACUGUACUCGCGCUGAAAGUAACUGCACGGAUAUCCGGCGACGGCAUCGUCCUGCGAAUUCCCGCCGAAGAAUGCCACUACCCCACAGAUCCACCAGACGAAGCAACGUCCAUGAAUGAUGAUAAGGACAUGCGCAUCCGCCGGCUCGGCUGCCUCGCCUCCGCGGUGUCACUCUGGCAGGAUGCAUCCGUCCUCUUGCGCUCCUGA